Glarea lozoyensis ATCC 20868 is the source of this 780-nucleotide messenger RNA. RefSeq lists its product as uncharacterized. Lineage: Eukaryota; Fungi; Ascomycota; Leotiomycetes; Helotiales; Helotiaceae. The coding region runs from base 1 to 780 and encodes 259 amino acids. The transcript has a single exon. The record is from RefSeq and is a predicted model, not a curated record.
AUGGCAAAUAUUCUUUUUGACUCUGUCGACUUGAACGCUUCAACAGUCUUUGAAUCAGGCGAAACAUCUCCAGGUGAGGGCCUGCUGUCGAAGCACUUGCGGGAUACACAUCCGGACUGGAUACUGGAAUCGGAAAAAACCAGUCGCCAAAAGCGCUUCAGUGACUUUUCGACAGGCAGCUUCCGACUCGCAGCUGUCUUCAGUAUUCUGCUGCUUGGCUCGUUAACGGGGCUCACCUAUCUACAAAAUUCCUACUCGAAACCUCAAGUCGAAGUCUGGAUUGCUUAUCCAGUUGAGCGGAGUGACGGACCGCCAAUACAGCUCAGAAUUGAAAAGUCGAAUACAACAAAAUGGUUAUCCAGUCACAGGGAAGAUCUCGAAUCUUUUGCGUUUAGAAUCGAUGAUCAGACAUUAGUACCAAAAGAGCUUCUCAGCACCCAAGAAGUCAAAUAUCAAUCGUGGUUCCAGAAGUUCUACCCUCAGUUGUGGGACGUGUACAGGAGCGGCGAGCAUCUUGAUGGCGACUACCUGGAGGCAGCCCCCUCGAAUAUGAUCCAUGUUGAUCUCCGCUUCCAUCUUUCGCAUUGCGUGUUAGCACUCAGGAGGUACUGGAAUGCGAGAGAAAGUGGAAAGCACGUUUGCAGUCGCGAUUUAGACCCAGGUCAUAUCGAGCACUGUCUGAAUAGUCUUGAUGAAUGGGCUUUUCCGGAGGAUGGAAUUCCGCCAAAACAUAACGUUUGGCUUGAGUGGAUCACUCAAGUGUGCGAGUACGAGACGUAA